UGAAAAAAUCCAUUUACAGUUAACAACUUCACCUAACAAUCUCUAAAAAAAUAAACGACAAGACGUUGUCGUUUUAAUCUUCUCCGGUCACUGUUACAGUGGUGAACGGUUACGCGCAAUUGCCAACUGGGUUGUUGAAUAAACCCAUUAAACAAAGUCUCAGUUUGAAAAGCUGAAUUUUUCAACUGUUUGGUGGAACCAAAAAUCUUUGAGAUUUUUAUAGCCGAUACCAACUAAUUUGGAAUUGAGGUUUAGUUUGUUUGUAGGAGCAGAAAAGGUUGAAGCGUUGGAGGGUUUAAGCAAUUGGGGUUGGCGAAAAAAGGAUGAAUCCGAAUUGGGAACUCAGGGAUUGUUGUAACCGUGAUCAAAAGAUCUUUCUUGUUACCAUUGGUGUCUUCACCGUCGUCAUUCUUGUCUUAUGGAGGACAUUUCUCCUGACACCUUUCAAGCUCAUUACUGUAUUUCUUCAUGAAGCAAGCCAUGCAAUCGCUUGUAAGCUCACAUGUGGUCAGGUGGAAGGAAUGCAAGUUCAUGCCAAUGAAGGGGGAGUGACACAAACACGUGGCGGUGUUUAUUGGUUGAUCUUGCCUGCUGGAUAUCUUGGUUCGUCUUUUUGGGGGAUGGCUCUCAUACUUGCAUCGACAAAUCUUCUCACUGCAAAGAUUGCCGCUGGUUGUUUCAUCGCUGCUCUUUUUGUUGUGCUCUUCAUUGCCAAAAAUUGGACACUGCGAGGACUUUGCAUCGGAUUUAUCAUUUUCAUUGCUGUAAUAUGGGUUCUUCAAGAACUAACAAAAGUUCGCAUUCUUCGAUAUGUAAUUCUCUUCAUAGGUGUUAUGAACAGCUUGUUUUCAGUUUAUGAUAUAUAUGAUGACUUAAUAUCUAGAAGAGUGCACUCAAGUGAUGCUGAGAAGUUUGCUGAACUCUGUCCCUGUCCUUGUAAUGGUGUUGGUUGGGGAGUUAUCUGGGGAAUGAUAUCUUUUAUAUUUCUUUGUGGAGCGAUGUACCUUGGACUUGUCAUUCUCUCAUGAGGUUCAUUCAGAUGAGUUUGAGGGCCUUAAAAUCCUGAAGAUAGUUGCAGUUAUUAAUCACACAUUCUUUUCCAUUCCUUCAAUGCUGUUGUAUAGCUUUUAGACAUCAACCAUUAGAUUCAGACAUUUAUUUUUGCCAUCACUAAACCAGUGGCCUCAUUCUUUCACACCCUUUCUUGGAUGUGGUUAACAUAGUCAUGAGUUGAGGUAAUUGAAAAUUGAUUAUUUAGCAUUGUAAUCAAGUUUAGCAUUUGUUGCACGUUUUUAAUGCUUGAAUAUGAUACACAGUUAGUGUUUGGAGAUA
Molecule: messenger RNA, 1332 nt
Organism: Nicotiana tabacum (common tobacco)
Lineage: Eukaryota; Viridiplantae; Streptophyta; Magnoliopsida; Solanales; Solanaceae
Source: RefSeq, a predicted model, not a curated record